GACGCGGGGUCGCUGCGGAGGCUGAGGACCGAGUCGGCAUGGCGGAGGGCGGGAGCCCCGAAGGGCGGUCCGGCCCGGGGUCCGCAGGUCCUAAUCUGAAGGAGUGGCUGAGGGAGCAAUUCUGUGACCAUCCACUAGAGCACUGUGAAGAUACAAGACUCCAUGAUGCAGCCUAUGUAGGGGACCUCCAAACCCUAAGAAACCUAUUGCAAGAGGAGAGCUACCGAAGCCGCAUCAAUGAGAAGUCUGUCUGGUGCUGUGGCUGGCUCCCCUGUACACCACUGAGAAUUGCAGCCACUGCAGGCCAUGGGAACUGUGUGGACUUCCUCAUUCGCAAAGGGGCAGAGGUGGACCUGGUGGAUGUCAAGGGGCAGACUGCCCUGUAUGUGGCUGUAGUGAAUGGGCACCUGGAGAGCACCAAGAUCCUUUUGGAAGCUGGUGCUGACCCCAACGGCAGCCGGCACCACCGCAGUACUCCUGUCUACCAUGCCUCUCGAGUGGGUAGGGAUGACAUCCUGAAGGCUCUAAUCAGGUAUGGGGCAGAUGUAGAUGUCAACCAUCAUUUGACUCCUGACACCCGGCCCCCUUUCUCAAGGCGGCUUACAUCCUUGGUGGUCUGUCCUCUAUACAUCAGUGCUGCCUACCAUAACCUUCAGUGCUUCCGGCUCCUCCUGCAGGCUGGGGCAAAUCCCGACUUCAAUUGUAAUGGCCCUGUCAAUACACAGGAAUUCUAUAGGGGGUCCCCUGGGUGUGUCAUGGAUGCUGUCCUGCGCCAUGGUUGUGAGGCGGCCUUCGUGAGCCUGCUAGUAGAGUUUGGAGCCAACCUGAACCUGGUGAAGUGGGAAUCACUUGGCCCAGAGGCAAGAGGCAGAAGGAAGAUGGACCCUGAGGCCUUACAAGUCUUUAAAGAGGCCAGAAGUAUUCCCAGAACCUUGCUGAGUUUGUGCCGUGUGGCUGUGAGAAGAGCUCUUGGCAAAUACCGACUGCAUCUGGUUCCCUCGCUGCCGCUGCCAGACCCCAUAAAGAAGUUUCUGCUUUAUGAGUAGAAUCAGAUGCAGUGUUUACUGCAGUAAGGAAGCCGAUCAUCUGCAGUAAAAGUUGACACAGACUUUGCAUCCUGUGAACCAUGUCCUGUGCUGCCAACUUGUUCCCUGGCUGUCAGUGAAGAAGAAACGGCCAUGUUCUCUUGGAUUGUGAUUCUGUCUCAGGUGCUCGGGCCAUUGGACACUCCUUGAGUCGUUGUCAGCUGAGAGGCACAUACAAACUUAAUUUUGUUCUUCA
Messenger RNA from Phodopus roborovskii (desert hamster), 1281 nucleotides. It is a transcript of the gene Asb1, whose product is annotated as ankyrin repeat and SOCS box containing 1. Gene Ontology annotation, cellular component: ubiquitin ligase complex. The coding region runs from base 39 to 1046 and encodes 335 amino acids. Gene Ontology annotation, biological process: intracellular signal transduction; protein ubiquitination. NCBI's taxonomy places the organism in Eukaryota, Metazoa, Chordata, Mammalia, Rodentia, Cricetidae. The transcript has 5 exons. The record is from RefSeq and is a predicted model, not a curated record. Gene Ontology annotation, molecular function: protein binding.